AUGUCCCUGAGCAAUAGCGAGAGCUUCAUCGAGCCAUCCUCCAACGACGAGAUCGAUUCGUUACCAUCCUCGGCAACAAGCUCCUCAGCCGAUGAGGAAGAAUACAUGUCAGACGCGGACAGGGAAUGGAGAGAGUCGCUGCAACAACUGGAGCUGCUGUUGACAAUGGUCAUGGUGCCAUAUCUGGGCAAAUACUUUGGCAGGAAGGCCGCAUACUGGGGAUGGGCCAAGUUUAUGGAAUGGAAAUACCCUGUCGAAAUCGUUUUCUCGAGUCCGAAGACGUUCAAGCUGGCUGGAGCUGUUGAGGCAGCAGCCACCCUAUGA
Messenger RNA from Alternaria ethzedia, 324 nucleotides. RefSeq lists its product as uncharacterized. Gene Ontology annotation, biological process: protein insertion into mitochondrial outer membrane; mitochondrial outer membrane translocase complex assembly. Bases 1 to 324 code for a protein of 107 amino acids. The record is from RefSeq and is a predicted model, not a curated record. Gene Ontology annotation, cellular component: mitochondrial outer membrane. The transcript is spliced from 2 exons. Lineage: Eukaryota; Fungi; Ascomycota; Dothideomycetes; Pleosporales; Pleosporaceae.